CCAUUCCCUUACUUUUUCUCCGUCUAUCCAACUCUACCAUUGAUUAUUUUUUUCCUUUUUCCUUUUGUUUUGUUUCUGGUUCUGGUUUCCUUUUUCUCUUCACAUUUCUUUCUCCCGUUGAACAAACGGUCCUUUGUCGUUAGAAUUAGAGUUUAUUGCCACUCAACACACCACUAUUUGAUCUGACCUUGGUUAUUUCUGCUUCAUUUUUUUCUCUUUUAAAUUUUCUUGUAUUUUCUUGAAGCUUCUUUCCAACGGAGAAAUAGAUAGAAGAGAGAGGGAGAGCCAGAGAGAGUCGACUGAGAAAGUUUUGCUGUAUGUCAGUAGAUUGUAUUGAGACUUACUGCGGUGGAUUUGGCGAGCUUGCAAACCCUUUACAAUGGCCUCAGCUAAGAAAAAGACGACGCUUCAUUCUUCUUCAUCUUCUUCCCCUUCUUCAUGUUGCGCAUCGCACUCCGUUGUUUCCGCCGCGCCUCCUGCUUCUUCAUCUGCCUCCGCCACCGCCUCCAAUCUGCUGCACGAGUGGACCCUCGGUUCUACGGAUCGCCGCGACGAUAGCAGCGCCACCAAAGCUGCCAUGGCGUCCUUGAUUCGCCCCGUUGAUUCUCUUCCCGAUACUUCCACCAAAGGCAUCCAAAUCUUUACAAGGCCUCAAACCAGUCAUCCUUUGGACCCUUUAUCUGCUGCUGAGAUCUCUGUUGCAGUUGCUACUGUCAGAGCUGCUGGUGCCACUCCUGAGGUAAGAGACAGCAUGCGCUUCGUUGAAGUGGUUCUUUUGGAGCCAGACAAGCAUGUUGUUGCUCUGGCAGAUGCUUAUUUCUUCCCACCUUUCCAACCCUCAUUACUUCCAAGGACCAAAAAUGGCCCAGUGAUACCUACCAAGCUCCCUCUCAGGCGAGCUAGAUUGGUUGUCUAUAACAAGAAGUCCAAUGAAACAAGUAUAUGGAUUGUUGAGUUAUCUGAAGUACAUGCAGUAACUCGAGGAGGGCAUCACAGGGGAAAAGUAAUAUCAUCUCAAAUUGUACCAGAUGUUCAGCCUCCUAUGGAUGCUAUGGAAUAUGCUGAAUGUGAAGCUGUUGUAAAAGACUUUCCUCCAUUCCGAGAAGCAAUGAAGAAGAGGGGUAUUGAGGACAUGGACCUUGUGAUGGUUGAUCCCUGGUGUGUUGGUUAUCAUAGUGAUGCUGAUUCUCCAAGCAGAAGACUUGCUAAACCACUUAUAUUCUGUAGAACUGAAAGUGACUGCCCCAUGGAAAAUGGCUAUGCUCGCCCAGUUGAGGGGAUUUAUGUACUUGUUGAUAUGCAAAAGAUGAAGGUGAUUGAGUUUGAGGACCGUAAAUUUGUUCCUUUACCUCCGGCUGAUCCUUUGAGGAACUAUACUUCUGGAGAAACAAGGGGUGGUGUUGAUCGUAGUGAUGUGAAACCCUUGCAGAUUGUUCAGCCUGAAGGUCCAAGCUUUCGUGUUAAUGGGUGUUUCGUUGAGUGGCAGAAGUGGAAUUUCCGUAUUGGUUUCACCCCAAAGGAGGGUUUGGUUAUAUACUCAGUUGCUUAUGUUGAUGGUAGUCGAGGUCGAAGGCCUGUUGCUCAUAGGUUGAGUUUUGUGGAGAUGGUUGUGCCAUAUGGGGAUCCAAAUGAUCCACAUUACCGAAAGAAUGCUUUUGAUGCUGGGGAAGAUGGCCUUGGUAAAAAUGCACAUUCUCUCAAGAAGGGAUGUGAUUGUCUCGGCUAUAUCAAAUACUUCGAUGCUCACUUUACAAAUUUCACUGGAGGUGUUGAAACGAUUGAAAAUUGUGUCUGUUUGCAUGAAGAGGAUCAUGGGAUUUUAUGGAAGCAUCAAGAUUGGAGAACAGGUUUGGCAGAAGUUCGAAGGUCUAGAAGGCUAACAGUGUCAUUCAUAUGCACUGUUGCUAACUAUGAGUAUGGAUUUUACUGGCACUUUUAUCAGGAUGGAAAGAUUGAAGCUGAAGUUAAGCUUACUGGAAUUCUUAGCUUAGGAGCAUUACAGCCUGGGGAAUCUCGAAAAUAUGGUACAAUGAUUGCCCCGGGUUUAUAUGCACCUGUUCAUCAACACUUCUUUGUUGCUCGUAUGGACAUGGCUAUCGAUUGCAAACCAGGCGAAGCUUUCAAUCAGGUUGUUGAGGUUAAUGCUAAAGUUGAGGAACCUGGGGAAAAUAACAUUCAUAAUAAUGCAUUCUAUGCGGAAGAAACCCUGCUUAAAACAGAACUCCAAGCAAUGCGUGAUUGUAAUCCCUUAACAGCUCGCCACUGGAUUGUGAGGAAUACAAGGACAGUAAACAGGAGUGGUCAACUGACUGGUUACAAACUUGUACCUGGCUCCAACUGUCUACCACUAGCUGGUUCUGAGGCCAAGUUUUUAAGAAGAGCUGCUUUCUUGAAGCAUAACCUUUGGGUUACUCAGUGUGCUCCUAAUGAGAUGUUUCCUGGAGGAGAGUUUCCUAAUCAAAAUCCACGUGCUGGUGAAGGAUUGGCUACAUGGGUCAAGCGGGAUCGAUCUCUGGAGGAAACUGAUAUAGUUCUCUGGUAUGUUUUCGGAAUUACCCAUGUCCCUCGACUGGAAGACUGGCCUGUGAUGCCAGUGGAGCGCAUUGGUUUCAUGCUGAUGCCGCAUGGAUUCUUUAACUGCUCUCCUGCUGUGGAUGUCCCUCCUAAUGCGUGCGAAUUGGAUACGAAAGACAAUGAUAUCAAAGAAAAUGUGGUAGCCAAGUCUAUUCAGAAUGGUCUGAUGUCAAAACUUUGAGCAUAUAUUGGGCCGUGGAGGCAUUGCAUUUGUGUGCAAUAAAAACAUGAUUUCACUAGAACGCUCUCAACGUGGGUAUUGGUAGAGCGACUAAGAAGGUCGCCGUAGGGAGGAUGAUCCUGUUGACACGGGUGAUCCGACGAAUGAGUGUUGAGGGAACUCGGUCUUCUUUCAAGGAUAUGCUCCUGGGAGGUGGUAUUCCCAAGUUGGAGGCUCGCGAAGUGGAUAACUUGAAGUUACAGGAAGGGGAUGUAAUCACGAGAGUCAUAAAUGGUAUACCGUCUAUAUGUUUCUCUGAGAGAAUUCACUUGUUGGUUGAGAAAAGCAUGCGUCUUUCAAUGGUUAUCAAAAUGGGAAGGAAAGUUGAUUCCAACGCCUUA
Messenger RNA from Gossypium raimondii (Peruvian cotton), 3135 nucleotides. RefSeq names its product amine oxidase [copper-containing] zeta, peroxisomal. The transcript has 13 exons. NCBI's taxonomy places the organism in Eukaryota, Viridiplantae, Streptophyta, Magnoliopsida, Malvales, Malvaceae. Gene Ontology annotation, biological process: amine metabolic process. Gene Ontology annotation, molecular function: quinone binding; primary methylamine oxidase activity; copper ion binding. The coding region runs from base 380 to 2755 and encodes 791 amino acids. The record is from RefSeq and is a predicted model, not a curated record.